This is a messenger RNA of Mya arenaria, 349 nucleotides long. RefSeq lists its product as uncharacterized. The record is from RefSeq and is a predicted model, not a curated record. The transcript has 4 exons. NCBI's taxonomy places the organism in Eukaryota, Metazoa, Mollusca, Bivalvia, Myida, Myidae. Bases 1 to 321 code for a protein of 106 amino acids.
AUGCCAAGACUAAAUGAUGAACGCUCUAAUUUACGCUUUAUCUAUCUGUAUAUUUAUUUCAUAUUUGGAGUUUGUAACCGCGUAUUCGGGGCCACAUGUGUGCCACAGGAUCGUCCAAAAAUCAAGAUACAGAUACACGGCGUGUGGACUAUUCAAUAUGCAGAAUACCUUGCCAUAACGGAGGGACCUGUAUUGCCCCAGACACAUGUCAAUGUCUUCCUUCCCAUGAUGAUGGAAAAUACUGCAAUAAUGUCCAAUGCUCACACGAACACCCCUGUUUCCCUGGAAGCUGCACAUCGUCAAGCAGUUGUGACUGUAUAGAUGGAUGGCAAGGGUCAAACUGCCUGAG